CAAAGGAGGCCACACCCACAGAGUAGGUUCGAACAAUUUUUGAAACCCACCACUGCUUGUGCACCUCCAGAGCCCAUGGCCUCCUGUGCCAGAGUCCACGCCUGCCAGUUAACACCCACCUCCCUGCAACUUCCCCCUUGGCCUUCUGGCUGGCCGUCUCCUAGUGCGGUGAAAGAGAAGGUUCCACGGAGGGGGCAUGGAGCUGCCUCUGGGGCUGUGCUCAGGCAGGGCGGGCAUCUCCUUUCAACGGGGCCAAGUGGACCAGAGCAGCUGGGCACUGACCAGCCAAGCAAGGCAAACUCAGGAGCCUUCAGCCCCUCCCUUCCUCAGGGGUGGGGAGGGGGCCUCAGAAAGGGACAAGACAGAGCCAAAUAAAUAGGACUCCUCCCUCCCAGGAAGAGAGCGGGGCAGAGCCCCCUAAGCACAGGCUGUUUGAAAGGUUCAAGAUGCCUCAACCAGCAAAGCCACCGACAGGCAGAAAACAGAGGUGGGAAACUCCUAAGAGAAGGCAUGCUGGUCACCUUCUCUCCAGAACUACACCUAUCCUCCUCCCUUCCCCCCCCCCCAGAGAAUGUGGAGGGGGUCCAGGUGGGUGAGGCCCAACCAAAACCACUGAGCACGUGGCUCAGGCGGGCGGGGCCAAGAUAAGGUGGGGAUUUAUUAGGGACGCUACAGGUGCCAGCAGGUACCCAGUCCAGGUGGAAGCUUGCAAGAGCCAAACCAACAGGACGCGGCAUGGCGCUCUUCUCCCAGUGCCUGGAGCCGGUGGGCUUCCUGCAGUCGCUGCGCUCGCUGGCCCUGGGGGUCGUGUCCCAGCUGCAGGGCUCGGCCAGCGCCGAGGAGCUGGCUUUCGUGCGCAGAGAGGUGGAGCUGCUGGAACGCGAGCUGGCGGCGGGCCCGGGGCUGCUGGAGGAGGGCGGGCUGGACGCCUGCGAGGACUGCGUGGCCGCCGUCUUCGGACAGCUGUGCCUGGCAGUGCGGGCGCCGCCCGCCGCCGCGCCGCCGGAGAUCGAGCUCUUCGCGCAGGGCUGCGCGCGAGACAAACUGGAGCGCCGCCUGCUGGUCCUGUGGCGCCGCCUGCAGGGCAACGCCGCGCUGACCCUGCAGCGCCCCCUGCUGGAGCAGGCCGUGCAGCGCCACCGCCCGCGCCGCCCGCAGAUGGCGCUCUUCUGCCAGAAGCUGAACGCCGUGCUGGGCGCCGGGCUGCUGUGCCUGCUGUGCCAGGCGGGGCUGGGCAAGCGCGACCCGGCGCUGCUGCUGGGCGUCUGGGACCCGCGCGUGGCCGCGCUGCACAAGCGCAUGAAGGAGGCGCUGGGCCAGUGCAAGGGCUACUUCCGCCAGCAGGCCCAGGAGGACGUGGAGCGCGCCCUGGAGCAGGCGGCCUCCCCCGACCCGGCUCAGCUGGCCGCCUCGCUCCUGCGCCGGCUGGAGCAGAGCUUCGACUGGCUCUGCUGGGCCGUCAUGGCCUGGCGGGCGGAGGGCGAGGAGGAGGCGGGCGAGGCGGAGGAGGCGGGCGGCGGGGGGGUGCUGGCCCAGGGCAACUUCGUGACGGCGCGGGGCGGCGCGGGGCUCCGCCUGGUGGCCUGCUACCGGGAGAGCCCCUCGGCCCUGGACAGGGCUCGCACCAACCAGCUGAUCGGCGAGCUGGAGUGGAAGCUGCCCAACCCGCCGCCCGAGGUCUACGCCAGCCUGGAAGCCGAGCCGGCCCGCGCCCGCGGCUACCUCGCCCGCCGCAUGCUGCAGAAGCUGGCCGAAGGGCUGGGGCCCGGCGUCUCCCUCCUGGUGGUGCCGGGGAAGCUGGAGAUGAAGAGCAGCUUCCCGCUGGCCGCCAGCCUCCUGCACGAGUACCACCACCGCCUGGCCUCGGGCACCGUCUGCAUCUUCGCCUGAGCCCAAGAAGCCAGGGGGCUCCCGCGGCCCCGGCUGCCUAGCGGCCGACUCAAGCAGCCCGCAAUAAAAGCCUGUUCUCCCGAA
This is a messenger RNA of Thamnophis elegans (Western terrestrial garter snake), 1974 nucleotides long. RefSeq lists its product as uncharacterized. The transcript has 2 exons. NCBI's taxonomy places the organism in Eukaryota, Metazoa, Chordata, Lepidosauria, Squamata, Natricidae. The coding region runs from base 736 to 1890 and encodes 384 amino acids. The record is from RefSeq and is a predicted model, not a curated record.